This is a messenger RNA of Mucor mucedo, 1036 nucleotides long. Its product is annotated as mitochondrial carrier domain-containing protein. Lineage: Eukaryota; Fungi; Mucoromycota; Mucoromycetes; Mucorales; Mucoraceae. Bases 48 to 965 code for a protein of 305 amino acids. Gene Ontology annotation, molecular function: tricarboxylate secondary active transmembrane transporter activity. The transcript has 4 exons. Gene Ontology annotation, biological process: alpha-ketoglutarate transport; mitochondrial citrate transmembrane transport. Gene Ontology annotation, cellular component: mitochondrion. The record is from RefSeq and is a predicted model, not a curated record.
CUUUCUCUCUCUCGUUUUCUUUUUCUUACUAUAAUAAUAUAAAUAAGAUGUCUCCUAUUGAUACUACACCUAUUAAUCCUAACGAACCUCUUAAAAAGAAACCCGUUUCCUACAAAAACCUUCUCUUGGGAGCAUCUCUUAAUCUGUUCGAGGUAUCUACACUGGGACAACCUUUCGAAGUGGUCAAGACACAAUUAGCCGCCAACCGAGGACAAUCUUUAAAGCAAGCCUUAUCGCAUAUCUAUGCACGUGGUGGUCUCUUUGGUUUCUACCAAGGUCUUAUUCCCUGGGCCUGGAUUGAAGCUUCGACUAAAGGUGCCGUUUUGCUUUUUACUGCGUCGGAAUUUGAACAUCUCGCUAGAGCCGCUGGUGCUUCUCCCUUCCUGGGUGGCAUUGCAGGUGGUAUGGGAGGUGGUAUUGCACAAGCCUAUACAACCAUGGGCUUCUGUACCUUUAUGAAGACGGUAGAGGUCACGCGUCAUAAAUCAGCGGUCAAGGAGUCUACGUUCAAGAUUGCGCAUGGUAUAUUUAAAAAGGAAGGUAUUGCGGGUAUCAAUAAAGGUGUAAAUGCAGUGGCGCUUCGACAAUGUACCAACUGGGCCUCGCGAUUUGGUAUAACACGAUUUGCGCAAGAGAGUAUUAUUUCAGCUCGUUAUGGUGAUAGUGCUGAUGCACAUUUAAAAGCCACGGCAUUGGAUAAAGCCUUAGCGUCUGUAUUGGGUGGUGCCUUAUCUUGUUGGAAUCAACCCAUUGAGGUGAUUCGUAUCGAAAUGCAAAGUCAGGUCAAAGCAACCGGAAGACCAGAGAACAUGUCGAUCGUGUCUGCAUCUAGGUACAUUUAUGCAAAUAAUGGACUCAAGGGUUUCUUUAGAGGUAUUACGCCACGUGUCGGUUUAGGUAUCUGGCAAACACUUUGUAUGGUGGCUCUCGGGGAUCAUUUCCGUGCUCUCUUUGGCACCAACUAAGAAAAUAUUCAUUAUAUACCAAAUUUUAUUAUUAUUAAUAUUACUUAUAAAAUAAAAAGCAAGAGACUCUU